AUGACGGACAGCGCGGAGAAGCAGAAGCGUCGAGAGAAGGUGAGGCCAGGAAGACGUAGGGAUCGGAAGUUCGUUGGCAGGUCGAAAAGUUCUUGCAAAGCGUGAUCGAGCGAUUGAAAAAGUGGACCCCGGCCUACUGCCAGCGUUUGUUCCAAGAGAAGGAACUCGUUGAGCUCUGCUACAGGUUUUUUCCUAUCGAAUCUCUCUUGUCCCUUUUUUCCUAUUUAUAAACUUUUAAAACACAUCCAUCAUGAAUCACGAUGAAUGAAUGAUUAUCCCGCUGACAUACUGCAAAAAAAAUCUCGCGGGUCUCGCAAUUUGAAAAUUUCUGAAAUGUGAGGUCGCGCCGAGUAAAUUGCGAGACCCGCGCGAGAACUGAGCGAGAUAGUUGCGAGUUUGUCAAUGUACCGCCACCGACCUCGCAUUCUCUCGCGCAGCUAGCUUUGUAGUCAUAAUAGAGCUUCUUUGCAAAAUCAGUUGAUCAUAUCAUUUUUUUUUUCAGAGCUCGUGAGACUUUUUGGAAAGAAAACACAAAAAUCGAUGUGAGAUAUUUCUUUAACUUUUUUUCCUGUGGAAACUCUUUCAGCUCGAAGUACCGAUCAAAAUAUGUGGGGACAUUCAUGGGCAGUUUGAAGAUCUGCUCGCCCUUUUCGAAAUGAACGGAUGGCCUCCAGAGCAGAAGUGAAUGGUCUUUCUGAACUUUUCAAUAACUGAAUGGCUAACAGAUAUCUGUUCCUGGGCGACUAUGUGGACCGAGGACCGUUUUCGAUCGAAGUGAUCACGCUGCUUUUUGCCUAUCAGGUGCUCUAUCCAGACAAAGUGACGCUUCUCCGAGGAAAUCACGAGUCGCGUCCUGUCAACAUGCAGUACGGCUUCUUCAUGGAGGUCAAGAAAAGGUGAGAUCAUCUUGUCUUCUGCGAGGAGGAUCCUCGUCUCAGGUACUCGGUGCAGCUCUACGAGUGUUUCCAACUCGCUUUUUACACGAUGCCGCUCUGUGCUCACAUCUCCCAGCGAAUACUCUGCAUGCACGGUGGCAUCAGCGAGGACCUCGUCGACCUCAGGCCCGUUUUUUCAGUCUUUUUUUUUGUUUUCCAAGAAAGACUAGAUUCUUUGAAUUUCUCAGAUUUUAAUUCCAAACGAUUACAGACAGCUGGAGAAGAUCGAGCGUCCUUGCGACAUUCCUGAUAUUGGCGUUAUCGCAGACCUGACGUGGGCGGACCCAGACGCGACGACCAAAGGCUACUCAGAGUCGCCGAGAGGGGCCGCACGAAUCUUUGGCGCAGAUGCCCUCAAAUCCUUCUGCAAAAUGCACAACAUCGAGCUCGUUGUGAGGGCACAUCAGGUCAGUCUCCAUUUCUGAGCCUGUUGACUCGCUUCAGGUUGUGAUGGAUGGCUACGAGUUUUUUGGAGACAAACAGCUGGUCACCAUUUUUUCGGCUCCGUUCUACUGCGGGCAGUUUGACAACGCUUCAGCCGUUAUGAACAUAGACGAGAAAAUGGUGAGAAUAAGGAAAAGUGAGAUGAGAAAAGCAGUUUCAAAUUUAAAAGUCCUAUGACUAAUGCCGUAUUCAAUGUGAUUUGGGCGAAAUUCAAAAUUAUAUCUGACUCUCCAAAGUUCAUUCAUCUUUUUCUUUCUGUGAGGGCUAUUUUGGAUUUCGCGGAAUCACUUCGAACACGGUAAUCAACUACUUGAUGGAAUUUUCAGACUUGAAUCAUCUCUCAAAACCUUGUGUUCGAACGAAAUAAAUCCAAUCGUUGCAGUCGAUAUCGUUCACUAUCAUGCGGCCAGACCUCGGCCGGAAAAGGACAGCGCCGGCAGUCAACGCGGACCCUCCUACUGCUGCCGCCAAAUGA
Molecule: messenger RNA, 1854 nt
Organism: Caenorhabditis auriculariae
Lineage: Eukaryota; Metazoa; Nematoda; Chromadorea; Rhabditida; Rhabditidae
Source: the annotation of a GenBank genome assembly